Messenger RNA from Vollenhovia emeryi, 1097 nucleotides. RefSeq names its product putative SERF-like protein. The transcript has 3 exons. The record is from RefSeq and is a predicted model, not a curated record. NCBI's taxonomy places the organism in Eukaryota, Metazoa, Arthropoda, Insecta, Hymenoptera, Formicidae. Bases 217 to 420 code for a protein of 67 amino acids.
CGGAGACGACGCAGAACCAUAUUUAUUUUGGUUUGGAAAUUAGUCCGCAGGAGCCGUGUGCGUGUGCACGCGUAUGAGUGUGUGUGUGCCUGUGUGUGUGCGUGCGUGUGUGUGUGUGCGGAGUGCGCGUAUCGUCGGGCCGUGCGUUUCGCACCGAUUCGGGUGGUCGAAUUUCAAAGUGCUUGCUUAUCGGAGAUCAAGAACUGAGAAAAAAAAAUGACCCGUGGAAAUCAACGUGAGCUAGCACGAGCCAAGAAUUUGAAGAAAACCGUGAAGAAGGCAGCGGCCGAACAAGACAGCAAUAAAGGACUUUCCUUGGAACAACGUAAAGCACGCGACGCGGAACGAAUGAGAGAAAAGCAGCAGCAGAAGAAGCCGCAAGGUGAACAAGGGGACAAGUCUAAGCAGGCGGCGAGAUAAUUAAGCGCGGAGAAAGUGUAUGAGUUUUCACGACGAGAAACGGCUAUACCGCAUCCAAUGGCUACGCUAAAAGGAUCUGCGUUUAUGAGGAGCACAGGGGUCGAUGCUUAUAUUGGGGACGGAAAGAGUAAUCACCAUAUUUUCAAUGUUAGAGAAUUUUUCCAUUGUCGGCCGUACGCAGGUGUGUCGACCAUAUGACAUGCUUCAGGACCUAGCCUCGAUUAUCUUGUUAUUUACACGUUGCUCACGGAAACAGUUAUAAUCAGUGUGUACAAAACUUGACGUUACCUACACCUAAAUUCAGUCAAAGGGAACACGCGUUUGACUGGUUUCUCUAGGUAUAAGGAUAUUAAAUAAUACGAGAUAUAUUUGUAGUACUAAUUUCCAAUCUGUAAAUUCUCUCUCAGACUUUCACUUAUUUAAUAUGUUGUGUAAUUAAAUGUGUGACAAGCGGACGAGCAUUAGACACGCAUGUGCUACUAUCGUUCCCUCUCGCUUGUAAUAAACUGUUCAAAUUUUAACGAAGAAAAAAAAAGUAUGCACUCAGACCCUUUCGUCCUGUCCCGAGCGCUGCAGUGUCGCUUUACCGCGACACACCAUAGCAAUUGUUUUAUAACAGUUCGAUUAAUGAUUCUACUAUUAAAGAUACAAAUUAUUAAACGGUGACAGAGAGAAAA